Messenger RNA from Iphiclides podalirius (scarce swallowtail), 954 nucleotides. The record is from the annotation of a GenBank genome assembly. NCBI's taxonomy places the organism in Eukaryota, Metazoa, Arthropoda, Insecta, Lepidoptera, Papilionidae.
AUGAGUGUUUUCAAUAUUGCCGUUUUGCUUCUAUCAGUAACUGGUUCGGAUUUAUUGCCAGUAGAGGACAAGGAUGUGGACAUAUUAGUUCCUGACGAUUUUGAGUAUAGUAAUGGCAUACAAGGAGGUGAUGUUGGCAUUGAUUUAUCCAGUCUAGGUCCAGAUGCCUACGUUUCACCCAACAACAGCAGUGGUAACGCUCUAUCGGAAUGGUCCGAGUCAUCGCUGGUGAAUCCCGAAGAAUUGGGCAAUUAUGGACAGGGCGAUAUCUUAAUGCCCCAUUACCUGACCAGGAACGGUAUGAAGGAACAGUCCUCGCGCUGGCCCAACGGAAUUAUACCAUACUCUAUAGAAGGAGGAUUUAAUCAAGACCAAAGAGAUAUGAUUAUGAAGGCCAUUGCAGACUACCACCGUCUGACUUGUCUUCGUUUUGUGCCUUACAAGGGACAGUCAGACUACAUUGCCAUAACCAGCGCAAAUACUGGAUGUUGGUCCAGUGUUGGACGGAUUGGGGGCCGCCAAGAAGUGAACCUGCAAGCGCCCGGCUGCACCACAAAGAAGGGUACAGUGCUGCACGAAAUCCUCCACGCUGUCGGCUUCACCCAUGAGCAGAGUCGUCCCGAGAGGGAUGACUACGUCACGAUCAAUUAUAACAACGUGAAACCGGGUUCGGAGAACAACUUCAAGAAGUCGGACAGCAAAUACGUUAGCGGCUUCGGCGUCUCCUACGACUACAACAGUGUUAUGCACUACUCGGAGUACGCGUUUUCUAGAAACACUAAGAAAACUAUUGAACCUAAGGUGGGAGGAGUGAAACUGGGUCAGAGGGAGGGACUCAGCCGCGGCGACGUGAGGAAGGUUAAUAAUAUGUACAACUGUAAAAAACAGGAGCCUCAAAAUGGGUGGUUAGCCGACAUAUGGCAAAACAUCUUCGGCGGCGACAAAACAUCUAAA